Molecule: messenger RNA, 1068 nt
Organism: Arabidopsis thaliana (thale cress)
Lineage: Eukaryota; Viridiplantae; Streptophyta; Magnoliopsida; Brassicales; Brassicaceae
Gene: APX2
Product: ascorbate peroxidase 2
Exons: 9
Coding region: 146-901 (251 amino acids)
Biological process (GO): response to oxidative stress; cellular oxidant detoxification; cellular response to oxidative stress
Cellular component (GO): cytoplasm
Molecular function (GO): peroxidase activity; heme binding; L-ascorbate peroxidase activity
Source: RefSeq, marked reviewed
ACUAGCACUUUCUUCUGUGAUCGAUCAUUGUGUUUAAACUAAAGGUUUGUAUGUUCUUGUAAUCUUAUUGAUCUCGAUAGGUUCUCCAUUCUCUUUAGGUUUUAAAGCCUUCAACGAUUUCCAGAAGGAAGCGAAUUUGAAAAAAAUGGUGAAGAAGAGUUACCCGGAAGUGAAAGAAGAGUACAAGAAAGCUGUUCAGAGAUGCAAGAGGAAGCUCCGUGGUCUUAUUGCCGAGAAGCACUGUGCUCCCAUCGUCCUCCGUCUUGCAUGGCACUCGGCUGGGACAUUUGAUGUGAAGACGAAGACAGGAGGACCGUUUGGGACGAUAAGGCAUCCCCAAGAGCUAGCCCAUGAUGCCAACAAUGGUCUUGAUAUUGCCGUUAGGCUUCUUGACCCUAUCAAGGAGCUGUUCCCUAUUCUGUCAUAUGCUGACUUCUACCAGCUAGCUGGAGUAGUUGCUGUUGAGAUCACUGGAGGACCAGAGAUUCCAUUUCAUCCUGGUAGACUGGACAAAGUUGAGCCACCUCCUGAAGGUCGUCUGCCUCAGGCCACCAAAGGUGUGGAUCAUCUAAGAGAUGUGUUUGGUCGGAUGGGACUCAAUGACAAAGAUAUCGUUGCAUUGUCUGGUGGACACACCUUGGGUCGGUGCCACAAGGAGCGUUCAGGAUUCGAGGGUGCAUGGACACCAAACCCGCUCAUUUUUGACAACUCCUAUUUCAAAGAGAUACUAAGCGGAGAGAAAGAAGGACUUCUUCAACUACCAACCGACAAGGCUCUUCUUGAUGAUCCUCUCUUUCUCCCAUUUGUUGAAAAAUAUGCUGCAGAUGAGGAUGCCUUCUUCGAAGACUAUACGGAAGCUCAUCUAAAGUUGUCAGAACUCGGGUUUGCUGACAAGGAGUAAUCUGGAAUCUGGUGUCAUCUCCUACCUCCUUGAUUCUUGUUCCCUCACAUUAUUAUUGUAAUCAUAGAAAAUACUUUAAAAAUUAAAUGGAAGACAUUGUAUUAUACGUAUGCCUUGCGUUUUUUGUAAUUGUUAAUUAAUGAAAUAAGAGCACUUGCUUGCUGAAA